GAAACAAUCAGUUAUGUCUUGACUAAUUCGACAACUCAGUUCUCAGUUCCCAACGGCACCUUCCGCCUUCGAAUCUUGGCCUUGGGUGGGGGCGGUGGUGGAUGUGGUGGAAUUAAGCAAGGGAGAGGUGAAAGUGGUGAUUUAGUGGUAAACAUCAUCCAGAUUUCAGGCCCAAGGACAGUCAACGUCUCAGUUGGUAGAGGUGGAGUGGGUGUAAGGGGACAUACAGCUGAAAUAAAUUCAGAAGGAAUGCCAUCACAAUUUGGAGACUACGUCAUUGCUGCCGGAGGUCAUGGUUGUGCAAGGAAUUUAAGGGAGUAUUCCCUGAUGGAAUAUAGAGGAAUUCAACUUCUCAGAAAGGUUGACAUAACUAAAGGUAAUAACAACAGCAAAUUCAAAUAAUAUUUAUCAUUGUUGACAGAAAUUAAAAUUUGCUUAUCAAAAAUUUUCCAGUUCCUCAAUGAAUACUAUACUGAAGAUCUGGUAAACGAAUUACCAGUAUUGAAAAGUUUUUACUGAUCUGAAGUAGAUGAAGUGUGGGUAACUGGUCUGGGCCGAGGUGUGAGGUAUACAUUAAGCCUUAUUUUUUAUAAAAGGCUUUUUUGGACUUCCUGGAUCUGGGAGAGGUUCAGAUCGAGGUUCCCCUUCCGUAACCUUAAAACCGCUCAUGAUAAGACCAUCAAAGUUACACAGAUUAAUUUAAUCAUUUUAACAAAUAAGAAAACGCCUUUGGGGCGAGGUUGGUGACUGGUAUUGUUACUUGAGUUAACAAAGACAAAAACAUCAAAAUUGGCGGGAGCAUAUUACUUUCAUCCUCUCCUCUGUCCUAAUAUAAUAGAGUUCAAACUCAGUCCCUUUACAUUUCAGGUGCGGAUGGACAAGACGUUGUUCUUCCAACUUCAACUGUACAGGGCGGAGAGGGCGGAAUUUUGUUAAACGGUAGAGGACCAGUCGGUGAUUCUGGUUCAGGAAACAUUUCCGCAGCAGGAGGGGCUGGGUACGGUGCAGGAGGAGGCGCAGGUGGAGCUCUAUACUUGAGGAACGGUUCAGUACUGAUUUAUUCUGGAGGACGUGGUGCGGAUGGAGUCUUAUACCUAGAAAUGAUUCACCCAGGUAAGGUCACCAAUAGCUUUUUGCAUAUCUAAUACUCAGCUAAGGUGGCGGGUAAUAAUCAUAUUGGGAAAGUAGGCCACUUUAGUUAUCCUGUAAGGAUAUGAUCGGAUGUAAUAUAACAAGCAUGAGACGCGGUGUUUCAUCACCAAAUGGAACGCUGAGAAGAGAGUUAAAAAUACAACGCGCAGCGGAGUAUUUUUAACGAACUUCGAGGUGUUCAUCUGGUGAUGAAACACUGUGUCGAAUGCUUGAUAAUACCUCUCAAACAAAAUGAUGUUAGAAGAAGAAAUUAAGGAUGCAAAAAUAAGAAGUUUUUCAUCAGAUUUCCAAACUCAUUAAACAUUAAUUUCCUUUGUAUUUUCUUUAUGAAUUAUAUAAUGAGUUUGAGAAGGUUGGGUGACACUAUACACUAACCAAUAUGUUCUAUUAAGUGAUACAAUGUAAGAGGAAGGAAAACGUUCAUGUCUAUUUUAACUCUCUAACGAUUGUGCUAAUUGUCUCUUAUUUCUAUAAUCUACCAACCGUGCCUUUUCUUUGCAGUAUGCUUCCAAUCAAUUGACAUCAUCUUCGCGGUUCAGUCAAGCGGUUCUGUAACUGAGUUUGAUGACCAGGUGAAUUUUAUAGUGAAAACAGUAAAGACUUUCAACAUAUCACCUGAGCACACACGCGUUGCUUUGAUAAGUUAUGCAAAUAAAGCUUAUCUCAAGUUUGGUUUCCAAGACUACACAGACUCGCAAAGCCUACUUAGGGGACUUUAUGCCAUAAAAAGUGAUCAUCUAAACACUAGUUCACGAGUUUCGUUCAUCCCUGCUUAUGAGACGACAUUGAUAGCUUUUUAUGAGAAAAGACUCCAGGCUUCUCAAGCUCUAGUUUUAUUGACUUAUGCAAGCAAUUUUACACAAAAUAGUCAAAUGGAAAACUUGGUUAACAAUAUCAAGAGUCAGAAAAUUUCUAUUUCCGUGGUUCUCAUGGAUACAAAGGCAGAAUUGUCAAACCUUGCUGGUUUGGCAGGACAUGAGCAUAAUGUACACGCUGGAAAUAUGGAGUCAGUUCCUUGGAUUGCGGAUAUCAUUUGCAAAGGUAGGUCAUUACAUACCACUUAUUAGCCGAGAGUGAGGUCAUUACGGGGAAAUCUCUCAUGCAGGCCUUGCAUUGAUUGACCUCGCUUUCGCUCGGUCAAUUAAAAUGAAUACAAAAUUUAAAAACAUGCACACACACACGGGAAGUAAUUUUCAGCAUCCGCGCGCAAGAGGUCAUUUGAAGUCGUGUUCACUGAACCUAAACAAACCUGGAGAUGCGAUCGAAACCACAAGACACUUUCUUUGAUAAUGAUUAAGUUUGGACCUGAGCCUCCGAUCAAUUAAAAACAAUAACUGGUCAGCGAAUAACUUAAAAAAAAAACAUGUCACCUCGACGAGUUGUACACGAUAGCCAGCGUACAGUCAUGUGACGCUGGUCAGCGGAUACCUUUUUGAAAAUCUUGCCAGCUUAUCAGCUAAUCAGAGCGCACAUACUAUUGUAGCCAAAAAUGCCGUCGCAAAAUGUCGGUUAUUUUCUCAGGUUAAAGAAAAGAGUUUUACUGAUCAAUUGGAAUGAUAUUUUAGUAAUGUAUUAGGCAACGCUUUCAAGUUUGACUUAAAGAGUUUUAUUAAGAAAAAUCAGUCAAAAUUCGUCAUUGUCUCCUGUCACCAUAGCGCGGCGAAUAAAUCGUCUUCCUUCUUUUUUCACAGACCACUCGUUACAUCAGUAACCAGAAAUGUUUUUUCUCCGCUAGCGUCAUUAUGACUUCAUUUUCCUGAAUUUAUUCUGAUCUGCAUGAAUCCAAAUAUAUCUCCAUUUUCCCCCUAAACAUAGCCAUAAAACUAAAGGAACAGGUAUGAUGAAACCAAGAAGUAGGCUAAUACAUUGAAAAACCUUGACAAUAAUGGUGUCGUCGUUGUGAAAUCAUUGAUAAUUAGGGAAGGAACUAGUCCAUCCGCCAUCUCAAAUCUUUUAUUUUGACAACAACGACUACAACAAGACCUUACAUCCAAUUCCGUCUACUUAUAAUAUGCUUGUGUAUUUUUUAGAUUCACAUCGAAAACAGGACGCUAGCACAGUCAUCGUUCAAUCGCCAUCACCCAUAUCACAAAAUAGAACAGCGACUAUUCUGUCAACACCGGUGUUUUCUGGUUAGUAGGUAUCACACUAUUCUAAAAGCACACCCUUAAAAGAGGGUUUCUAUCCUAGCUCGGUGCUGAUCGAUGACUUUUUUGUUUGUCGUUUUCUCCUGUAGCUGUCCGUAGUACUCCGGUGGGCGGUAGCAGCCUCCAUACGCUUUUACCUUCAAAAACAGUGAAUACAUGUACAACCGUCACAUCACGGGUUCUAAAGCAGGCAGUCAGUCAUAAGACAGUUCAGGAACUGGAAAACGGUAAUAUAUAAAUUUACUGGACUUAGAAAGAAGAACAAUAUCUCUCCUUGUACUAAAUUUGGCCGUCCCAUUAGUAUAAUUAAAUUCUGGCAAGUGGCGGAAUGAGCGAAUCACUCCGCACUAAUGUGAACCUUAAAGAAGCAUGCAGUGUGAAAAAGGUUGAUUUCUAAGAAGUUGACUUCAAGGGCCUUAUCUACUUUCCUUUUCUAGUCGACCGCUAAUGGUCAGAUCCUUAUUUGAUGAGUGCUUUAAGUUUUGAAAGACUAGUUCUUUAAUUAAGGAAAGAAAGAGUGUUUAUUUCCUUUUCUCUUCCUCUUAUUUUACUGUCUCAGAUUUGAAGGACGUUCUCAGUAUAAACUUGACUUUAAUCAGUAUUGAAGAUCUAUCAAGAGUACAGGUGAGGAGAUCGAGAAAAUAUUAAACUGCUAAUUAAAACUCAAAACUGCCUCAGUAUAUCUGUCAUACCCUAACAAUUUCACUGAGAAAAAAAACAAAACAAAACAAAACAAAAGAAAGAAAAAAAGGAUAUUUCUGCUACAACAGUUGUUUAAGAAUAUUGUGAUUAUUGCCAUCUUUUGCGUCCUUGCUGACCGGAUCAAUUGCUUUCGUUUAGACUUGACUAAAUCACUUUUAUUAAUUUUUAGUCCUAUUUUGUAGUGUAUUCGACGUAAAUAAUUUGGUCCAAUUCAGUCGUUCCCUUGUAUCAUUUUUUUUUAAAAAAAGGCGACUUCAGCAAAUAAGAAGUUAGUUAUCAUUCACUUUUAGAACUCAGCAUUUACUUUUUUGUUUGUUUUAGAGCUAUGUUUCUUUAGCUGGAGAUUUACUUACGGAAAGCCACAGAAUACCAAACGCCUCUGAGGUAAGUGUUACCAUUUAAGUCUAAUAGACUUAGGGCGAUUGCAAGUUUUCCAGUCAACCGAACAGGUAUUGACCAGUAAAUUAUAAUUAUCCUGUUCAAUUUUAGGUAUGACUGAUGUCUUAGUUAAUAAUGUAACUAUAUAAUGAUAUAUUUUUACAAUCUACAAAAAAAGACGGUCGGUUUCAGUUGAGUGGAGCUGCGCUGUUCGACCAGUGGUGAAAGAGGAAAAACUUUAGAUAUCUCUGGUUCUUCCUCUGGUUCGAGUCACGGGACACCGACCUAAAUGAGCAGUCAGUGACAUGAUCCCUUGAAAUCUGCCACAUUUUUGAAAGUUUUCUAACUAAUCUUUACAGUUUUUCUCGAAUAUUUACUUCAUUAACGAAAAAUUACCGAAACAAUGAAAGAUGUUUGGCUAAAAAUGCUAAUGAGGUACUGGAUAUCUUAUUAAGCACUUUUUCCUGUAUGGUUUGAUUUUGUCAAAUUAAACUUUAGGUUACCAGGGUGGGUUGUUUGUAAGAGCUUAUAAAUGUUGCAAACAUUUGGCAGAGAGGAAUAGAAUUCAAGAUAGUGCAAAAAGUUGAAGACAUCGGCCUUGCCGUAGCAGAACAAAUGGAACCUAAUCAAGAUGGCUACAAAGCAUUGACCAUUUCAUCAGGAGGAAAAGUAGGUCAGUAAGAAAACAUUAGUAUAAUUAUAUUUAGCAAUUACUGAAUGAAGCUGUAGCCCAGGUGGUGGAUAGCACCCUUCUCAACCUUCAUAAUUUUUAUGUAAUACUAAAGCUAAAUUCAAUAAUUGCUUUAUCAUUAAUUUAAAAUGUUUGCAAGUUGUUAACAACAUUAUACAAAAAAAACAUUAACAUCAAUUAAACUUCUGUCAUAUAUGAAUGUAUUUGUUAUGCCUUUUUCUUGACUUUGCACAUUUUUAAUUAUUUUAAUUAUGGUCACCCAACUAGUUUAGCUUUUUAGAAGUUAUUUUGGGUUUCCAAAGACUGUAUGCAUUGUUAUUAAUAAUUAUAUUUCUUGUAAAUUCUUUUUAUUUAGUUGUCUUUUGUGGAGGCCCGUUCUGGUCAAAAUUAAUAUAAUAAAAUGGCACCACAAGUGACUUUUUCGGUCAGUGCAGCAUUUAUUAUGGACCCGUUGUGUAUUUUUGUCAUCACUACAUAGGAUUUUUUUAGUGUGUUGUUAUUUUUUUUUUUAGCUGCAUGAAUUAUUUUUUGUUAAGGCUGUUUACUUUUUUUAUGUUGUUGUAUGAAUAAACUUUUCAUGCGUACCACAAAUAAUUUUUUAGUGGUACCGCGAAUUAUUUUUAAUACAAGUAUUGAGAAUUAUUUUUUCAUCGUGCUGAUAAUUAUUUUUCGCUGUAUCGCGAAUUUAUUUUUGGGCCUACAAUGCUUUGCGGGCCUUGCAGUUGAAGUGGACUGGUUCGAGUCUUUGACUUCCUUGAGCGACCAUUUUGAAAACUUUGAAGUGGAGGAGUGCUUUGAAAGAGAAUGCCAAGGCGAAACAUUGUCAGGGAAAGAAACAAAAGAGGUUUUCAUCUUUCUUACAAAAUCUAUCAGGAGCCAGUAGUCUUUGCCGUUCGUGAUGAGGUUUUCUGGACCGAAGAUUUAAUAGAGGAGACUACGAAGGGACUUCACGACUCGUACACAAUUCUAACCCUUAUUCAGGGUGUCCAGUUCCUAUUUUUUCCUAUUUUUUGAGCCUAUUCCUAUUUUCUAAACUAAAACCUCAUAUUUUUCCUAUUUUUUAGCCGGUGAAGGGAAAAUUUGUAACAAAAUUGAAAAUGAAAUUAUAAUUGUAUGUGUUUUUGAGUGAAAUUUAUCAUAAAGCAAGUAGUAUGUUGACUUUGAUAUUCUAAUAUUACUAAAAAUAACAGUUACGUUUGUUCUUUCCAUGACCUCUAUUGCCUGUUAGAGUUCUGUUAACAUUUUUGUUAACCUGCAUGUACAUGUACUGUAUGUAGUGUUAUAGUUCUCCUCCUGACUAUUGAAUAAUAUUGUGUAUAGCCCACUGAAACUGCAUUUCAGUAUCUGUACAUGUUAUAUUUUAUUUUGAAGUCUUGCUCACUUUUAUGUUCAUCUUUGAAACUGAAAACAGGAUCAAGUUGUCCUCUCACAACACAGGCCAAUCCAAUCAGCAUCUUGUUUUUAAAAACCAGUCAUGAUCACUCUCUGAUUCUGGAUGCUACAUGAAAAGAACAGACUAAAGUUUAGUGUACGGCGCUAGCUCUCUUGGUGAGCCCUUGUUAACAGCUAUACCUAAGCAACUGAUGAAGGAUCCAAUAUUUUGGUUGCAAAACCGGUCUUGCAGUCAUAGCUAAGCAGUGUUAUGUUCUUCUUAGAACUUAACCAUGACAAACUUACAAUCUGGUACCAAACACAUCAGUGUCAUUUUGCGUACACCGCAGAAAGCCUGGUUUCGUACUUAAAAUUAUGCGGUGUUUUGACUCAAACAAGCAUAUUCUCAACCAGCUAUCGAUUGCAGAUUAAUGGAAGGAAAGCUUUCCAUAGGACUUUUACGUUCUAGUUCGAUAUCGUUCAAUGACAACUCAAUCGUAAGAAAUUUCUAUACUAAGAAAUUUCACUCUUCAAAAGCUUUUCAAAGAUUUGCCGCCAACUUGAGGGGAAUUUGCAUAUGAUCACCUUUGAUUAUAGAACCACGCUUGACCUGCAGUCAAGCAUAUCAUUCUGAUUAUAGCAUAACUGAGGCAAUAAACUAAACGUUACUGAUCAUUUUUACUCCUUCUUAGCCGCGAAAGUUGAUCUCAAUCCUGCGAACGUAGAAUCUGAGGACUCGUGGCAUUUAUUAUAACCCUGAUGGGGUGCAGGGAGGCCAACUUUUGUCCACAAAAGUACUAUUGAUUUUCCCAUUUUUCUCCUAUUUUUUAAUACAAAGUUUCCUAUUUGUCCUAUUUUCUCAAUGCUAAGUCUCCUAUUUGCCUAUAUUUUUGAGCAACCAUGCCGCUGGACACCCUGCUUAUUGCACAUGACAUGUCUCCCCAAUUGAACAGUUCUCUACCCAAUCUUACACCUCGAGUCUUCGUCCCGUACCACACAUGCUGGCUUUCGGGAAGGACGAUGCUGAGCAAGAACAAACCAGUGCAAAAGUUAAUUGCAAAAUACGUAUUCGACUGCUGUGAGAAAAGAAGAUCAUUAGUUCUUUAGGUUAACAUUGAUUAUAGUUCCACCAGUGUGCAAUUUGUGUUAUGAUUCUAAAUUAUUUGGAUAAAGUCAAUGUACAUAGGACUGUGUAAGACUCCAAAUAAAUAAAGCAUUGUCAUUGUCAUUGUCAUUGCUGUGAAAGAGAAUGCCCUCUACCCUGAACUUCAGGAAAAAUCUCCCGAUUCAAAUCCUGACGGGGGGGCAUAAGAACUAGCAGAGCCAAAUGGAUUCGAGGUAUAUGACCUUCGAAGAGUGCUAGUGAGAGUAGACCUGACUAACUAACUAACAUGGGGAACUUGCUCGAGUGCCUUUACGAUGGCAGUCUAGUAAUUCCUGAUUUUUAACAUUAUGUUUUUAAUAUUCGGAGAUGAAUGAGUCGGUCCAACGUCAGAUACCUGAGAUGUAUAGCCAAUAAUGCCAUAACAUAAAUAUUAGAUAAAUCAAUCGAAUUUCCCAUUUAGUGAAGUCUAGUCUAACUAGCACUCAGCAUAGGUCUUCUCCCUCGAGUCCAUCUGGCUCUGCUUCUGGUGCUCGCCCGUCUGGAUUAGAAUCGGGAGCUUCUUCCUGAACUUCAGGGUAGCGGACACUCUCAUUCUCUGCGUCUUCGUUCCGAAAACCAGCAUGUGUAGUGCGAGACGAAGAUUCGAGGACAAGACCGGGUAAAGAACAGUUCAAUUGGGCAGACAUGUCAUGUUCUGAAUAAGGGUUAGAAUUGUGUACGAGUUGUGAAGUCCCUUCGUAGUCUCCUCUAUUAAAUCUUCGGUCCAGAAAACCUCAUCACUAACGACAGACUACUAGCUCCUGACAGAUUUUGUAAGAAAGAUGAAAACCUCUGUCGUUUCAGUUCUCUGACAAUGUUUCGCCUUGGCAUUCUCUUUGAAAACACUCCUCCACUUCAAAGUUUUCAAAAUGGUCGCUCAAGGAAGUCAAAGACUCGAACCAGUCCACUUCAACUGCAAGGCCCGCAAAGCAUUGUAGAACCAAAAAUAAAUUCUCGAUACAGCGAAAAAUAAUUAUCAGCACCAUAAAAAAAAUAAUUCUCAAUACUUGUAUUAAAAAUAAUUCGCGGUACCACUAAAAAAUUAUUUGUGGUACGCAUGAAAAAUUUAUUCAUACAACAACAUAAAAAAAGUAAACAGCCUUAAUUAAAAAAUAAUUCAUGCAGCUAAAAAAAAAUAAAAACACACUAAAAAAAUCCUAUGUAGUGAUGACAAAAAUACUCAAGAGGUCCAUAAUAAAUGCUGCACUGGCCGAAAAAGUCACUUGUGAUGUCAUUUUAUUAUAUUAAUUUUGACCAGAACGGGCCUCCAUAGUCUUUCUACAGUAGAAAUAAACUUGUUCAGUUGUUAUUUUUGUCGUACAAGUAAAGGCCUUCCAGGAUUUCUACAUUUUCCAGUCUACUCUAUUGCAUCAUUGUUGUUGUGUUUUCUUCUUGGCUACAGCACUGAUCGUUUAAAGAGAAAGAACCUAAGGGAAAAAUUUAGCUAAUCAACAAGAUUGUGGGGAAUAUGGCACUCUUAAUUAGCUUUAGCUGAACUGUUCUUCGUUAAAAAAAUUAAUAAAUAACUAUUAGUAAUAAUGAUGAUAAUAAUAAGAAUAAGAAUAAGAAUAAGAAAAAUAAUAAUAAUAAUAAUAAUAAUGUUCGUUUCCGUUACCAACAACAAGCAUGACCAGGUAAUGAAGAGAAAAACUCGUUACAGACAGUAGAAAAUUGGGACAGUCCGUGUAUUGGUCUAGCUUGCUUGUCGCUAGUUUUUGUCGUUGCUGCACGGUUUUUCCCAAGAUGAACAGAAGACUAUUGGGGUCAUGAUGCAUUUUUUUAAUUCUCCAAGUUGCUCAGAUAAGCUAAAAAAAAAAUGACCUGGGAAGAAGAUCUUUGAGUGAGCUUUGUUUGUUUUCAAUUUUCUUUUCAGAAAUUGCUGUCGCAUCUGUUAACAUAUCAAAAAUACGGGAGCUGAGGUUUCCAGACAUUCUUGGAGAUGAUUUUUCUAACAAUUCAAUUCGCUCGGACAAAGUUAUACUUCCUCGAGCUGCAUUCUACCCAAACAGCACAGGUACUGUUACGUUUGGUCUUGUAGGAGAUAAUUUAAGCCACCAAGAAUGGACUAGAAAUGUGUACGUAUAUCGCAGAACUUCGUGGGACCCGUGGCCAAGGACGGGAGAGAAACUGAGUAAAAAUUUAGUGGUUGGGACUAAAGCUAAGCCCCAUUCACUCCAAAUGAAACCAAAUUUUAGAAAAUGAAAAAAAUAAAAUAAAAAGAAUAAAUAAAAAAAUAAAAAUAAAUUAAAAUUAAAAUGUUUCAGAAUUUUCGCUAAAUUUGCAAUGGACAAGUCUCUUAUGCAGGUUUUAUGGAGAGCCUAAAACGUGUUCAUCCAAAUAGCUAAUUAAACUUUGGUAGGAAUUGAUGGGCAUGCAAAAGAAAUUACAGGUUUGGUGGGUUAGUAUGUAGCGGAAACGAAGUAGUAAUAUCUGACUAUUUUGUUAUCAAUUAAGCAAUCAGUCCAAUCAAUCAAUCAAUAAUUUAUCUACCCACGUUAAUGCCUAAGAGCACAAGUGCUCGUUCAAAAUACGCACGUGCAUUAAAACUACAGUUAUAAUAAAAAUCUAGUGUUAAAAAAAAUAAAAUAUAUAUAUAUAUAUAUAUAUAUAUAUAUAUAUAUAUACAUACAAUCUAUAAUCUGUGGACACAUGAAUAUAAAAAAUUAUAAAAAUUCCAAAAAAAAGAAAUAAAAAAUAUAAAUAUUACAGCUGAGUCGACCUUAGCUUAAACUCUAAAAUAUUAACAUUAUCGGCCAGCUUGACAUCUUUUGGAAGUUUGUUCCAUAGUUGAGCGCACUUGUGUGUAAAAGAGUUCCUCAUAAAAUUAAGAUUAAAUUUGGGAACGCAAAGAUUAAUGUCAUUUCCUCUUAAAUUGUAAGACGUCUCUCUUAUGCUCAAAAAAAGUCUCUAAUGUAAUGUCAAGGAAAUUCAACACAGCUAGUCAAAAAGUAAACGACUUUUUUUUUCUGAAUCUCAACAGGAUUAGGUCAGGUUGUUUGGAUGACGCUUGACUCACUAGAAGCUAUGGAUACCACAUCGUGAGUUCCUGACUUUUGUUAAAUAAUAGUUUUCGAAUUAUUGCGCUUAGCUACAGUUUCUUUAUUGCUAAACCGAUUCUGAGUUAAGAAUAACGCAAACUUCUUAUGUCUAAGCUUUCUAAAUAUAAAUGGCUCUAAUGGAAUAUCUUACUGAAUUUAAGUGAAAUUACUGAUUUAGUUAUGAAAGAAGGUCAGUUGUAAAAGCACUACAUUCUAAAUGUAAAAAAUGUAAACGUAAAUUGCUUUUUUACCCACGAAGCACUUAAGAGUUCUUUUGGACUCGUUUAAACGUGUCCGUGCGUUCCAGAUCGAAUUGGAAUUUGGAAGUAUUGGUUUUUGAGGAGAGGGGAAAACCGGAGUACCCGGAGAAAAACCUCUCGGAGCAAAGGAGAGAACCAACAACAAACUCAACCCACAUAUGGCGUCGACGCCGGGAUUUGAACCCGGGCCACAUUGGUGGGACGCGAGUGCUCUCACCACUGCGCCACCCUUGCUCCCCGAGCUUAAUUAGCCUAUAUAUUAGCCAAAACCUUGUUGUUUUUUUAGCUCUUUUAGGGUAGGGAGUCGUAUAAUGAAUAUCAAAGUAAAACCGCGUCAAGAACAAGAAUUUGAAAUACCGGUCAAGUUGACAUUUUGGCGUACUAAGGUACAGUUCCAACAUGAUGCAUUCUCUUGUAGCUGAUUCACAGUAACUGCUUUUACCGAUCUACUAGCUAAUAUUUUUAAUCAGUCUCCGGCCCUAAUCCAUCAAAAUUUUUAAAGCAACUUUCCUUUGUUUCUUUUUACUAUUUAAUUCUGCAUCGAACUCAACGAGGAUUCGGGCUGAUUCAAUUGCUAAAACAUUAAUAUUGCUUGCAGACUUUUGAGAUCCACUUGGAAAAUAAAUGCGUCUUUUGGGAUCAAAAUAACACGUAAGUUACGCAUAAAUAUGUAUUAGUUAGUUAAAGCCUUUUUAAAUUACAUUUGAAUAUUAUUCAUGGCUUCUACAAAAUAGGAAGCUACUGGAGGAGUCAGCAAACUAUCAGUUACCUAGAUAGUGCAUAGUCUAUUAUUAUCUGUAAAAAAAAAUGAAUCAAAUAAAAAUUUAAUUUAAACAUUCUCUAUUUGUAAGAAAAAAAAACUUCCAGAUCAUCAUCAUCAUCUUCAUCAUUAUUUACUUAUUAUUAUUUUUUGAAAACUGUAAAGGCAUUGAAAUACUAUUUUGACUCUUCGGAAUAACGAUGACGAUAACAAUGAUAUGACUAGCAAUGGUCGAUUCGAUAGAGAGGGUUUAUAGUCGAUUGUACGUGAUUGAUUAUUGCAAUUGCUUCUCUUGCAGUCGAGCGGAAUUUUUGUCAUUUAGCUACUUUCAAUACAGUGGGGAGGGUUGUUUUAGUUUAAAAACAACGGCUAUUUAUACAAAAACUAAUUAUUAUAACUAUUGUAAACAGAGAUGACCAGGGUGUGUGGUCUACAGAUGGCUGCCAAGUUGCCGAAAGUAACCAGUCAACAGUAAUGUGUUACUGUAACCAUUUGACCAGUUUUGCUGUUUUAAUAAAAGUUACCAACUAUGAGGUAAAGGCCAGUUUAAUAUAGAAUUUAAAAUAUAUUCUAUAUUUUCACUUUUCAAAUAAUAAUAAUUUAUCAUCAUCAUUAUUAAAUCGUAAUCAUAAUCAUAAGUAAUGGUAAUAGGACUGAGUGGAGUAAAAUUCAGGGAGUAAUCGGGCGCGUAAUUUCAAAUUGGCCGAGCGCGUAGUGCGAAGCCGAUUUGAAAUUACGAUCCAGAUCACCCUGGAAUUGUACGACACGAAGUCCUAUUACCACUUAAUUGUGUCAAUAACAAAAUGCAAGAGUCUCAGUCUUGGAAUAUUUAUUAAUGUAAAUAAAAGUCCCUGGACCAGUUAGUUUCAUCCGUUUUACUUUUCCAUUUAAAACUGGACAGCCUACCUGGUCACUAUUUUUUCAUUAAUUUUGAUUGGUUAUCGUGUGCUAUGUAGUUACAUUUCAUUGGCUAUAGUAGCAUUUGCUACUUGAUUUUCAUUGGUUCUUUAACUGUCGGAUUUGACCAGUCCAAUUACAAGCUCCUGGUAAUCGGACAGGUCAAAUUGGAAAGUUUUAAAGUUACAAUUAUAGCAAAAUUAAGCCAAACUAUGGGCUGUUAAGAACCAAUCAUAUUUAAGCAUUUUGUUAUUGACACAAUUAUAAUAUUUAUUUUAAAAAAAUAAUAAUGAUGAUAAUAAUAAAACAUGUCAAAUUACUAUUAAAAAAAAUAUUAUUCUUAAUGUUGUGGUAAUUUCACACUUCUAUGUGUUUUUUCCCCGUAUGUGCUUUUAUAUUUUGCUUACUUGUUUGUCUGUCUGUUGGUUAUUUAACAUGGCUUUGGAUCAGGGUGUGUUGCUAAGAUACCAAAAUUUUAUCAAAUAAAUUAUUAAUAUUUAAGAGCGUAAAUGCCGAGCUACACGUGGAAAAUAAAUUAUCUUUUAAAACUGACCUAUCCCUUUGAGUAUUAGGAAUUCAUUUAAUGAUGCUUUAUUGUGUCGCGAUUUAUUUCUUAUUUUUCUCCCUUGAAUAGGGUGUCAUUUUUCGGGGUUGGGCCUUAAGUGGGGCAUCAAUUUUCGUUUAUCUUAUCCUUAAAUAGGGUCGCGGUUUAGACCCUGGGCGGCACUCACCUAUCCGAAAUUUGUUACCUUCCUCGAGUAAUUAUCUAGAUUGGACGCUCCGAUGGACGAAGUUUACCGUAUAUUUCAAUAAAUAGAUCUUUUUAUAGGUGUACACUAACACGAACUGCCUGACGCAGCCUUCGCCUCGGACGAAACUAAACUCUGGUUAAGUCCGUCUGCGAAUCAGCGACGAAAUCCUCAAGCUCUAGGCCCCCAGCUGUGUACCGGGAUUUGAGUACGUGGCGGGUUAAAAACGUCAUUGCCAAAUUUCUUAUCAAGUUGAAAGAAAAUGCGAAACACAGUUCCGGUAAUUUGUUGGCCUUGUAGUCCAAUACAAGGAUUUCGGUGCUGCUUCGGGGUACUAACCGAGGUUAAAUUGCGUCUGCAGCGCACGCUAGCCUGAUGAUAAUUACUUAGUAUACUAAGAUCAGUAAGAUUUGUUGUCACAUCAACACUUAGUCUAACUAUGCUGUGUUUUGAUUUUCUUCAGCCUAAAGACGAGCAUAAGCUACCACUGUCGAUAAUUACCUGCAUAGGGUGCGGUCUGUCGAUCUUGGGAUGCAUUUUAACAAUCCUAACGUACGCCUUCUUAACGUAAGUACAUAAUCUUAAAUUGACCCAAAAAACCCUUCCUCACUCUCGCCGCAACGCGGUCGUUUGUUUUUGUUUUGAAAUCGCGCCAUUGUUUUGUGGAGCACUGAGAUUUUCCCCUCUCUAGUCACCGUCAAGGAAAGGAAACAACGGAAGAAUAUAAACUCUCGCGUGACAUGCUUCGCGAGAAGCGCGAAAGGCAUGUAACGCGCGCGUAAAAAGAUGCGGAAUCAUCGAUGUCCUACAAAACGACCCUUAACGUACAGUUCCCCAGCCCUGAAUUUAAUUUAGAUCAUUCGUUUUAAGCUAGGGUGGGGAUACUUCGAGAUUUUGACGUGUAUUUAAGCCUCUAGGACCUCCGACACUAGUAAGACGUACACUGCUGGCGAUUGUUGUUGCUCAAACUUGACUGUUUGUUCACCUCAACUCUGACGUUAUUUCGCCAAAUGUUUAAAGCUUGUGAUGGCAACAAGUGAAUUUGCUUUUGGUAUUUGUUAAACCCUUGCAGUAGUCUCCGAUCACCGAGGCAUUUUAUUCACAUGAAUUUGGUUACUGCCAUCUUACUUGCUCAAGUUUUGUUCCUCGUAGCAGCUUUUGGAGUAAGACCAGAGACAUCAAAGGUGCAGUAAUAAUCAACUCAAUCUUGCAUUUUUACUCUAAGAGUUGUUCUAACCUAACUUAAAUCACUGAACACUCACUUAUAACCGUGUAUCAAAAAAAGGGGCAGCUACAUCAAUGAAACAAUGAAGCACACCCUUCUUACCUUUUGCUGCACCACAUUAUCAGGUUUAUUGUGAUGCCAGUGGUAAGCCAUUUGCCCGAUGACGUCAUUUUACUACAGUAACUACGCCCAGAAUACCUCAGGGUUUGCUUUCUCAGAGUGUGCAAAUUACGACUUUUGUUAUUUAAACCUCGCUGGGAAUAUCAAAUUUAAAUUCAAAAGGAAAAACGAAAAGUAUUUUGGUCUUAGAAGUAAAAUGACGCCAACCAGGUUCAUACCAUGCCAGGUUUUGCUGCACUGGAUCUUCUUUAAUGUAAUACCAUAAUACAACAUAAUAGGCGAGCCCACUUCCUUUGGCCUAGGGUUAGAAUGAGGUAGAAGUCUAUUCAAUUAUUAUUAUUAUUAUUAUUAUUAUUUUUUUAUCAUUAUUAUUAUCGUCAUCAUUAUUAUUAACGUUAUCAUCAUCGUUAUCGUUAUUACUAUCUUUUAUUUUUUCAGAUUGGUUGUUACGUUAUUUCAAUCGGCCUGUUCUUCUUUUUCCUCUGUGUUUUUUCGUGGAUGCUUGCUGAAGGACUCCAUAUUUACUUCAUGGUGGUCAGAGUGUUUGAUUCUGGCAGAGGAAGGAAACUAUAUUACCUGCUUAUUGGAUGGGGUAAAGUCGAUAAUCAUCAAUAAUUGUUUUAUUAUUCAUUCAAAACAUUUUCUGUUCUAAAUUCUUUACCUUCUCGUACAUUGCUCUGUUUCUGAUUAUAACUCUAUGUAACGGAAUCCAAGACAGUCUUUAAUUCUGCUUGAUUCCUGUCACGACAUGGAUUCCGGAUUCUUCCGUGCAAGGUCAAGGAAUUACUGUAUCGAGCGUUUGUUCUGCCUCAUUUUAUUAUUGCAGUCAGGUAUGGCAUCAUUGUGGUUCGAGAAACACAAAGAAAAUAGAAAAAGUAAAUGAGCGAGCACUAAGAUAUGUUUACAAAGGUAAAACAUCAGCUUAUUAUAAACUGCUACAGCGAAUAGGUUUAGGAACCACGUUGGAAAACCGUCGUGUCCACAUGCAUUAAGGAACUCGUUAAAAUGAGAAACAACAAGUACGAUUUAAGCGGCAAUAAUACGCUAUCACUGCCAAAAGUAAAUACUACAAGUAUGGAUUAAACUCCUUCAGAUAUUUCGCCGCAAAACAAUGGAACAGUAUUCCAAAUGAAUUGCGUUUAAGAGCUGGAGGUCUAGAAUUUAACAAACAAGUGAGGAACAUUCAAUUUUAGUUACCUAAUUUUGUAAUUUUAGAUGCUAGAUAUUUUAUAUUUUUACAUUUCUAUGUACAUAUUUCUUUCUUUCUUUCUUUCUUAAUAUUGAUUUGUGGAAAAACUGCAAAAUAGCUUUAGCUAAGUGUUUCUCCCACGUUAAAUAAAGAUUAUGUUAUGUUCUGUUUCUUUUUUUUUUGAUUCCGGAUUCUAGGUAUCGGAUUCCAAAUUCCAAUAGCUGUUGAGAUUCAGGAUUCUUUAAGCCGUAUUCAGGAUUCCAAAAUUCAGGAUUUCCGAAAUUCCAGGAUUCCCGUACAUGGAACGAUGAUUACCGAUUGGCUGAACUAAAGCUGGCCAAUUCUAACUAGUACCUCACGCUUUUGGUUUUGUUAUUUUCCUUUCAGGUUUCCCGCUCAUUGUUACUGCGAUUGCCAUUUCUAUUUUUCAGUCUAAGCUUUUUUCCAAGGAAAUGUAAGCAUAUGUGAAGGUGACCUGUUAACGAACAGUGAAAUUAAGAGCCACGCCAGUUCAGUUUGAAUUACGAACACUGAAACAUGUUGUGAUCAAGACUGGUUUUAACGUUGGGGUAUAGCUAGAGCAAGGUGUUAGUGGCUUCGCAGCCGUUUGCUCUGUAGAAAGUGCCUUUUUUACGUCUCUGUGUCUUGGAGGCUUAAUAGGGACAUUACGAUCCGACAACUGCGACGUCCUUGAAAAUGUCUCUAAAAAACAGACUUCGCAACACUUUUUUUCGCGAUUAUUCCAAGGGGCCCAGUUACUUAAAAGAAGGGAAUUUGGGUUGGAGCUGAAGAAAAGGCACCGUGCCCGAGUUCAGACACAGAUGGUAGAAUUUAUCGCCCUGCCGUUCCCUUUCCCAAAUAUACUUAUUAAAUAAAAUUUGGUCAUUUCACGGCGUAGUUGUGCAGAGACUGCAAAGAAAUGUACAAAAAAGCGUGAUGCACGUGUAGAGUUGUUGUUUCGCUCAUUAAACAUAUUGCCUUUUUGACUUUCCCGUGUCGUCGACGUUGUAGUUUCAUAAGGUCCCUAUCAAAGCUACUUAUUGACAAGCUUUCGAUCUGUUGAAUGUUUUCAUGCAUGAACAGGCUAACCUAAGCUAAGAUGUCUAAUCCAAUGAAUAUAUGAUAUACUUUGUAUUUAAUGUUGUUCAAAUUUUACCUUUGCCAAAAUAUGUUUACCUUGAUUUGGUUUUAAGCACUGAUAAGGCAUGAUAACGAGUUUGAAACAAACAGAAACUAGAAUUCAAGCCAAGGAUAAAAUUGAACCACAAUAUAAACGCCGUUAUUAUACGUCUGCGGGGGAGUUUAUAGAGUGAAGGGCGAUAACUGCAAAACGGGGCGACUGACUUUCAGUCAUUUUCCUCCGUUUACUUAGUUGCUGGCUUUCAGUUGACUCUGGUGCCAUUUGGAGCUUUGCUGGACCUGCAAUCUUUGUUAUUUCGGUAGGUGUACAUAACUAGUACAUAACUGAACUAUCUUAAUUUUCAAACUUAAAAGCAAGUGACAAACCCACAGUAGCUUAAAGGGCCUAUGUCAUGUUACUUUCCAUGUUUUUAAAAGCCACAACGACCACGCCUUCGUUAACCUGCAAUCAGGAGUUCUUUUUUCAGGGAAAGCGCAAAGGAGGACUGCCUGAUUGCAGGUUACGCCUUCGUAAUUCAUUUGAAUUCCAAAGAUAAUGGCCCAGUUAUGUAAUUCAAAACGGUUUCCUGUCGUUUUUUGCAACGGAUGGUUAGGAUGGACAUAAUAAGCUUGGAUUGAACUCUUGAAAAGCUUGGGCCAACUUUUUCAAGUUUUACUUAGUGCUAUGGCUUGCAAAAAUCGCCAAAAAUUAUGUUUUGUGUAAAGACAGUGGUAAAGGUACUAAGUAAUGCGGAAUUAAGCACAGAAUUGACCAUAACAACAAUAUCUUCGUUACAGAGCCCCUUUAAACUGAAUUUCCUUGUGUUUUUCAUUGCCAGAUUAACCUCGUUAUCCUUGUAAUGGUCAUGCGGGUAACUUCUAAAAUGCUGAAUGAAGAGUCGGCAUCUGGCCAUUCCAGUUUAAGGUACAAAUCCAGACAUACCAUGUUAGUAUUAAUAAAACAGUAACUCUUUUUUGUUGUUGUUUAAAUUUGUGCUAACAUGCUUUUUUUUAUGCUCAGCAACAAUGCAUUAGAAGGAAACACGUAUAAAGGAGCCAGUUUGAAAAUAAAUAAAAACAAAGAGAGAAAUAAAAUAAAAUAAAGAUCAAACACUUACUUCCUCGUUCUCGAUCGGUGCAGUAAAAAGGGAAGGAAAUUGUGCGUACGAAUAGCCAGCGUCUGUUUUUGAUUUUAACGUUUCGCGUUGAUUUGCUCUCCCUUUUUCUUUUUUUCUCUACACUGCUAUGUAUUAAUGAAGAUCUUUGGCAAAAGCUUUUGUUACGCUACUUCCAAUCUUGGGACUGACUUGGGUGUUUGGUCUUCUCUCCGUCAACAACACCUCUGUAGUGUUUGAAUACCUCUUUGCCAUUUUCAAUGCCUUGCAGGUACGUUGCUUUAAAUGUAAUAUGGUAUUUUAA
This is a messenger RNA of Porites lobata, 18361 nucleotides long. The record is from the annotation of a GenBank genome assembly. Lineage: Eukaryota; Metazoa; Cnidaria; Anthozoa; Scleractinia; Poritidae.